UUGGGGCCCGGCCGUCGCGGGCAGGGGCCACCGUGGGCCUGAGACGAGAGCCCCGCGGCGUCCGGCCCUCCCUCCGCGCGGAGCCAAGCCUGCACUACCACAGUCUCGCCCUACCAGGCCCUUCACCCAAGAAAUGCAAUUAUAUGUUCUGUUCUGCUACAUUUUUUCAAUUUAAUAUUUCUUGGAUUUUUUCCAUGUUUCUGUGGAUCGCUGCUGAAGUUCUGUCUGAAAAUUGUGCUGAAGUGAAUUUUCUGUUAGAAGAACUUGCUUGCUACUGUCCUGUCAAGAUGAUUGCAACACCUGUGAAACAUCCAAGAAUUUACUUACCUUCAGAGACAUCGUCUCAAAGGAAAGAUCUACCCAUGGAUGCAAUCUUUUUUGACAGCAUACCUUCAGGCACACUUACUCCUGUAAAAGAUUUGGUGAAAUAUCAGAACUCCUCUUUAAAGUUGAAUGACCAUAAAAAGAAUCAGUUCCUAGAAAUGACAACUUUUAACAAUAAAAAUAUAUUUCAAUCAACCAUGCUGGCAGAGGCUGCCAUCUCUAACAGUUCUCUUGAUAUCAGUGUUAUAAAGCCCAACAAGGAUGGAUUAAAAAAUAAAGCAAACUAUGAAUCACCAGGAAAAAUAUUUCAAAGAAUGAAAGAAAAAGUACUGCGUGACAAGCAAGAACAGCCAUCAAGAAACAAUAGUUUGUUGGAACCACAGAAAAGUGGAAGUAGUGAAACCUUCACUCCUAACAGAGUUGGCAAAAAUCUACUGCAGCAUACCUACCUCUGUGAAGAAAAGGAAAACAACAAAUUAUUCCAGUCAGAUAACAGUUCACUAAGAGACAAAACCUUAACCUCAGUCCAAGAAGUUUCUCUAGAAUCAUCAAAUAAUGAUACUUUCCUCCUGGUCCAACAAAAGAUUCAGUGCCAGCAGGAAAAGAAAGUACCACUGCACAAUUUAACUUACGAACUUCCAACUCUGAAUCAAGAACAGGAAAAUUUUUUGGCUGCAGAAGCCCCAAACAAGGCAUUAACUAGAGCUCAGUUGGCUAAACAAAUUCUUCACUCAAAGGAAAAUACAGUUGCAACCACUGGGUCUAAAAAGGACACAUUUGUUUUAGAAGGCAUAGAUUCUGCUGAUGAAAAGUUUCAAAAUACUAACGCUGAGACUCUCAAUACUAAUUGUGUUCCUAUUGGCAGUCUGUUAACGGUUUCUGAGAGUGAGAGGAGGACAGAAGGCACUUCGCAACAGGAAGUUAAGGAAGGAGAUGAAAAAGCAGUGCCUGGGGUCACUGGUCUACCAGGUUCCACGAAAGAUACAUGUAAAAUUGUACUUGCAACACCAAGACUUCAUAUAACAAUACCUCGGAGGUCAAAAAGAAAUGUUUCAAAGCUUUCUCCAAGAAUAUUUCAAACUAUAACAAAUGAAGUUAAAAAAAAUCAGGUAGUUCAACUACAGGAAUGGAUGAUUAAAAGCAUCAAUAAUAAUACUGCUAUAUGUGUGGAAGGAAAAUUGAUAGAUAUCACUAAUAUAUACUGGCACAGUAAUGUAAUUAUAGAGCGGAUUGAGCACAACAAACUUAGGACUUUAUCAGGCAACAUUUAUAUAUUAAAAGGCAUGAUAGACCGAUUUUCCAUGAAAGAAGCAGGGUAUCCAAACUAUCUCAUAAGGAAAUUUAUGUUUGGAUUUCCAGAAAAUUGGAAAGAGCACAUUGAUAAUUUUCUAGAACAAUUAAGGGCUGGUGAAAAGAACAGGGAAAAGGCCAGAAAAAAACAGAAAACUCGAAGAUCUGUCCCUGACAUAAGAAAAUCAAUGAAAAAUGGUGCACAAGAAAACCAAAGAGAUACCAUUCAAAGAGCCACCACCACUUACAGUCUUGAUUAUGAUAACUCAGAACUAAAGAAUAAUAAGCACAGUGAGUUGCCAGGGGCUACAGAAUUAAAUAUGUGCCACAGUAAUUGCCAAAGUAAGCCAUCAUUAAGGUUCCCAGAUGACCAAAUAAAUAAUACCAUUCAAAAUGAAAGAGGAUAUGACUUAUCUAAUCAGGAAUUAAUUGGAAAAAAAGAAUAUAAAAUGUCUUCAAAGAAACUAAAAAAUGGUGAAAGAACAAAUGAAAAGUUAAUAAAAAGUCAGAAGCAAGAGACAACUGAAGAAUCGGAUAUAUCCAUUGACAUUCUAACCUCAAGGGAACAGUUUGUCCCAGAUGAAGAAAGAAAAUACAUCACCAUCAAUCAGAGAAAAGCUUGUAUUUUAGUAACACCACUUAAAUCUAGAAAAGUGAUAGAGCAAAGAUGCAUGAGAUAUAAUCUGUCCUCUGACACCAUUAAAGCAGUAACAGAUUUUGUAACGCCAGAGCAUCAAAAAGAAAGUCCUGUCAACAAGUCCAUGGGGACUUCAGAAAAUACAUUUGAAGAUUGUAAAAGUAAAAACAAGGAAGAUUGCAAUGAACGUGAUUUACUUAGUGUCAGCAAGAAAAUAAAAAUAUCUAACCUUGAAAAGGAACAAAUGCUCACCUCUGACUCUAAGAAAAAUGCCAAGUUGUUACCAAAAUUAAAGAAAAUAGAAAAUCAGGUAGCUAUGUCAUUUUAUAAGCAUCAGUCCUCACCAGAUUUAUCAAGUGAAGAAAGUGAAACAGAAAAGGAAAUUAAAAGGAAAGCUGGAGUUGUUAAGAAAACCAAAGCAAGAAAUACCAAAGAACUGGUGGUUCACCUGAGAAAGAGCACAAGAAAUACCACAAGUAAUAUUCCAAUGAUUUCAGAACCUGCAACUGAAGAAAAUGAAAAUGAAUUUUAUGUCAAACAAAAGAAAGCUAGACCUGUUGUCAAAGAAACUCUUCAGAAGUCUUGUGUUAGGAAAGAGUUUCCAAUUACUGAGGCAAUAGGAGCUGAGAAGUCAAAUAUGCAUUCCUUAGAAUGUUUACCUGGUUUAAUUCAGGAUAAGGAAUGGAAUGAGGAGGAGUUACAGAAGCUUCAUUGUGCGUUUGCAUCUCUUCCAAAGCACAAACCUGGUUUCUGGUCAAAUGUAGCUGCAGCUGUCGGUUCUCGAUCUGCUGAAGAAUGCCAGAGGAAAUACAUGGAAAAUCCCAGAGGAAAACGAUCCCAGAAACAUGUCACUAAGAAAAAGCCAGCCAAUUCCAAAGACCAAAAUGGCAAGAGAGGUGAUGCUGAUCAGAAACAAACUAUUAAGAUAACUGCCAAAGUGGGAACUCUUAAAAGGAAGCAACAGAUGAGGGAUUUUCUGGAACAGUUGCCAAAAGAUGACCAUGAUGAUUUUUUCAGUACAGCACCUUUACAACAUCAAAGAAUACUGUUGCCAAGUUUCCAGGACAGUGAAGAUGAUGAUGAUAUUCUACCAAAUAUGGACAAAAAUCCAGCAACGCCAUCAUCUGUUGUCUUUCCAUUGGCAAAAACUCCUCAGUGUCAGCACGUCAGUCCUGGAAUGCUAGCUUCCAUAAAUAGGAAUGACUGUGAUAAAUAUGUUUUUCGUAUGCAAAAAUUUCAUAAAGGUAAUGGUGGUGUUGUCUGGGGCAACAUCAAGAAAAAAUUAGUUGAAACUGAUUUCUCAGCUCCAACAUCAAGAAAGAAAACACCAUUUAACCCAGAUUUAGGAGAAAACUCCGGUAUUGGAAAACUUUUCACUAAUGCUAUGGAAUCUUUAGAUGAAGAAGAGAAAGAUUAUUAUUUUUCAAACUCUGAUUCUGCAGAAUAAAUGAGAAAAUAUGAUUCCUGGGGGUUUUACCAUGAAGCAGACAGUGUAUUUGUAUUUUCAAUUGAAGUACAUGUAUUUUCUUUGUAAAGAAAGUAGCUUAUGAAAAUGUGGACCUUUGCUGGGCACAGUGGCUCACGCCUAUAAUCCCAGCACUUUGGGAGGCCGAGGCGGGUGGAUCACGAAGUCAAGAGAUCGAGACCAUCCUGGUCAAUGAGGUCUAAAAAUACAAAAAUUAGCUGGACAUGGUGGUGCGUGCCUAUAAUCCCAGCUACUCGGGAGGGUAAGGCAGGAUAAUUGCUUGAACCCAGAAGGCGGAGGUUGCGGUGAGCCAAGAUCGUGCCAUUGCAUUCCAGCCUGGGUAACAGCAAAACUCCGUCUCAAAAAAAAGAAAAGAAAAGAAAAUGUGGACUUUUUUGAAGGUCUCGUUGUGUGUUUGUAUUCAAAGUAAAAUAUCCUCAUUGCUGCAGCUUACUAAAAAUUUAAAGAAAAUUGCUUUUGAUUGUGUAGAUAUCUGCAAAUUUCUGUUUUUGUACAUUAAAAUAUAUAUAGAUACUUUUUAAAUGAGAAUCAGUCUGUUUACUUUAAGAAAAUCGUUUCCCAUUUUUUCUUUUAAUUUCAAGAAAAUUUUGCUACCAUUUAAGUAAGGGAAGGUGAAAGGAUAACAGAGGUUGUAUUGGCAGCUACUGAAUUCAUGAAAACUUUUAAGUUAGCAUUUGUUACCAGUUCAUAUCCAAGCCAGAGUAGGAUUUGUUACCAGUUGUUGUCCAAGCCUGAUGUUUAAAUUACACAUUGUUGAAACUGACAUGCUUGUCUCCUGAUUUUUUUUAACUUGUGAUUGGUAUGUCUAUGAAACCUAUGUAAAUUUAGUUUAUUACUUUGCCAUUAUUUUACUAGGUAAAAUUAGAGAACAAAAUGGCUCCUUUAUUUACAUAUGCAGAUACAGCUUAAAUAUUUUGACUAGAUUAUACAUUCAGUUAAUAGGUUCACCAUUAGGAGUCAAAUUAAUAUGUGAAAUUUCUUUUAGAAAUAAAUUUUCAUUUGUUAGGAAACUUGACAUAGGAGAUUUUCCCUCUGACUACAUAUUCACCUACAACUUGUUCUCUAGUUGGACUGUUCAAAUAAAAUUAGUUUCCUUUUAUGGUA
Callithrix jacchus (white-tufted-ear marmoset) is the source of this 4841-nucleotide messenger RNA. RefSeq names its product MIS18 binding protein 1 (gene MIS18BP1). Gene Ontology annotation, cellular component: chromosome, centromeric region. The record is from RefSeq and is a predicted model, not a curated record. NCBI's taxonomy places the organism in Eukaryota, Metazoa, Chordata, Mammalia, Primates, Cebidae.